Messenger RNA from Clarias gariepinus (North African catfish), 1430 nucleotides. RefSeq names its product neugrin, neurite outgrowth associated (gene ngrn). The transcript is spliced from 4 exons. Bases 389 to 1294 code for a protein of 301 amino acids. Lineage: Eukaryota; Metazoa; Chordata; Actinopteri; Siluriformes; Clariidae. Gene Ontology annotation, cellular component: nucleus. The record is from RefSeq and is a predicted model, not a curated record.
UUGUUUUUUAAGAGUGAGACAGUUUUUCUCAAGCCUGAAUUGUUUUUACAAGGAACAUUUUUGUCUAAAUGUACUUUUAGCCUGGAAUUGGUCACUGCUAAUUAUGUCUGACAUAAUUAAUUGAGCUUUUUUUCUACAGAUACCGAACAUAAAUUGCAGCAAAUAUUCUUGUAGAGGACAGCCAUUUUAGUUUGCAGGCGCAACGUACAUCUCAGUGGCACGCUAAGUAGUUCCGGUGCAACUUAAAUAACCUCGAACGUCUGGACGCGGUGGCGGAAAUGUUUGUCCACGUGCUUGUGUUUUUCUGACUUUAAAGAAAAAGCAGUUCUUCCGCGUUUAAUGCAUUUUGGUCUCCAUCGUGUGUGCCAGGCUGUGUUUGUGUAUCAGCAUGGUCACUCGGCUCAGGCUGGUGUCUCUGGCGUCUCCUCCAGCACUGAGUUGUCUCCAUGCCAGUCGCAGUGCCAGGACCUGGACGGGUUCUGUUACUCCCAGUCAAUCCCUCUCAGGAAACAGAAGGACGGAGCAGCGUGAUAUUUCAGAAGAUGACCUUGACAUGGAUGAAGUGGAAUCCAAACUGGAGGCUCUCGUGAAAGAGGAGAGGAAAAAGGAGAAAUCUGCCAAAUUCCACAUGAUCAGGCGGAAGCUAAGCAGCUCUGGAGCCCCAGAAAGAAGAUUAAAUUGGGAUGCCAUUCAGCAGAUCAGGUACCUAAAGCAGGAGUCACCGCAGGAAUGGACAUUGCAGAGAUUAGCAGAGGGGUUUUCUGUUAGCACCGACGUCAUCUCCAAAGUCCUUCGCAGCAAGUUUACCCCACCUCCUGUGAGAAGGCUUAAACAGGAUGCCAAAGUGUUGACCGCAGUCAGACAGCUUUCCCUGAAAGACGGUAAAACGAGCCAAUCGCACCCAGCUUUACCCAACAACACCGUGCCAGCUUUGCCUUCCUCUGGGAACACGAGCACAGUCGUUGCAUUGACCAGCACAGCUCUGAUUCCUGCUGUGGUUGCAUCAGGACUGGUUCCAACUGCUGCUAACGUUCCAUCCUCUUCAGUAAGGACAGCUCAGAUAUCAGCGGUGGCUCAGGGGACAGUGCAGGAGCAGCCUGCUGCGCGGCAAGAGACUGAAGAUGUUAAAGAGAAAGGUGUAGAACAGGAGGAGGAAGAGGAGUGGGAUGGAGUGGUUUUCACAGAUGAAGGACUGGAAGAACUUAUCCACACUCUGCAGGAAAAGCCCAGUGCAGUCGAACAAAAAGGAAGGGAGUUUUAUGACAGCGACGGCAACUUUUUGUACAGGAUCUAAAUAAUUAUUUUUUGAAUGAACGAUUAAAUGCACUGUCAGGGAAAUGUUUAGUCUUAUAUGUAUGGAAUAAUUAAUGCUAUAUGUGUACUUGUAUAUAAAAUGCAAAUGUUGCAGGAAUAUAAAUUAGACAAAAAGG